Molecule: messenger RNA, 1533 nt
Organism: Nanorana parkeri
Lineage: Eukaryota; Metazoa; Chordata; Amphibia; Anura; Dicroglossidae
Gene: KCNV1
Product: potassium voltage-gated channel modifier subfamily V member 1
Exons: 2
Coding region: 1-1533 (510 amino acids)
Biological process (GO): protein homooligomerization; potassium ion transmembrane transport
Cellular component (GO): voltage-gated potassium channel complex; membrane
Molecular function (GO): voltage-gated potassium channel activity; protein binding
Source: RefSeq, a predicted model, not a curated record
AUGUUACCGACUCUGUUCUACUCCGAUGUCCCGUCUCAAUCGGAAGAUCAAGGGAGCCUCAGGAUGCCUCCGCGUUCCAGCAGCGGUACCGUCAACCUAGCGACACCCUAUAAUGCCUUUGAAGACGGGGAUUCGGACUCUGCCCUCUCUUUGGACUCCAGCGUUUUCUGCAGCGACUAUUCGGCAGCCCCCAGAGACCAUCUCACCAUUAACGUCGGGGGGAGCCGGUUUGUCCUAUCCCAGCAGACCCUCUCCUGCCACCCGCAGACACGCCUGGGCAAGCUAGCCACUUCCCGGCUUGAUGAGGUCCUUGAGCUGUGUGAUGACGCUAACUUGCUGGACAAUGAGUAUUUCUUUGACCGCAGCUCCCAGAUAUUUGAGUACAUCAUGAACUACUACAAGACCGGGCGCCUCCAUGUGAUGGAGCAGUUGUGUGCGGUCUCCUUCCUCCAGGAGAUCGAGUAUUGGGGCAUCAAUGAGCUGAGCAUUGACCAUUGCUGCAGGGACAGGUACUACAGGAAGAAACUGAAGAGCGAGAGCAUGGACAUCAAGAAAGAUGAAGAGGAGCUGGAGGAUGAAGAUGACGACUUCACAGGAGUUGCCUUUGAGGAGCUGAGGCAGAAGCUCUGGGACGUCCUGGAGAAGCCUGGCUCUUCUGUGGCUGCCAAGACCUUUGGCACGGUCUCCAUGACUUUUGUCGUCGUCUCCAUAGCUAACAUGGUCCUGAUCUCCUCCGAGGUCAACGCUAUAGACCACCCACUGUUGAAUGUAUUGGAAUAUAUCUGUGUCUCUUGGUUUACAGCAGAGCUAGUCCUUAGGUUCCUCUGUGUGAGGGACAAGUGCCGGUUCAUGAUGAGUGUAAUCAACAUCAUAGACUUCAUUGCUAUCUUGCCAUUUUAUAUCACUCUCUUGGUGGAGAUCUGCUUAGGGGAGAGUACCGACCUUGAAAACGUUGGGAGAAUAGUGCAAGUCUUGAGGCUGUUGAGAUCCUUGAGGAUGUUAAAGCUCGGCAGACAUUCAACAGGGUUGAAGUCUUUAGGACUGACGAUCGCCCAGUGUUAUGAAGAAGUUGGUCUGUUACUUCUCUUCCUGUCAGUGGGUAUUUCUAUAUUUUCUGCACUGGAGUAUGCUGUUGAAUAUAAUGUCCCUGACACAACCUUUACCAGUGUACCAAGUGCCUGGUGGUGGGCGACAACCUCAAUGACAACUGUCGGUUAUGGCGAUAUCAGGCCGGACACCACGUUUGGUAAAAUAGUUGCCUUCCUGUGUAUUUUGUCGGGGAUUUUAGUCUUAGCUUUGCCCAUUGCCAUUAUUAAUGACCGCUUUGCUGCUUGUUACUUUAUGCUAAAGAUGAAGGAAGCCGCACUGAGACAGAGGGAAGCAGUGAAGAAACUCAUGAAAAACAUAAGUACAGAGUCGGAUAUAAACGUGAAUCUGCGAGACAUUUAUGCCAAAAGUAUCAUGGAGAUGUUACGACUAAAAACCAGAGAGCGAGCAAGUACGAGAAGCAGUGGCGGAGAUGAUUUUUGGUAA